This is a messenger RNA of Symbiodinium sp. CCMP2456, 967 nucleotides long. The record is from the annotation of a GenBank genome assembly. Lineage: Eukaryota; Dinophyceae; Suessiales; Symbiodiniaceae.
GAGUGUGCAAAGUUCGGGAACCAGGGGUCCGGCAACACGGCUCCGACAGAGCAGGAUCUUGUUCGCAGCUGGAGGCGUGCAGUGGCAGGCACCGGUGCGAUUGGUGCAGCAUGCGUGAAGGAGCCGUGGAAGCAGAGCCAGGCGCUCUCCGGCUCGGGAGGGGGCGCCGAAUCACUGGAUCGCCGGCAGCUUCUCCGCCAUCUCCAGAGCACUGGCUCCCUGGAGUUUCUACGCGCCCAUGGCCUCAACAAGAAACCGGAGAGACUCCUGAAGACGGCGACGAAGGCACAGCUACUCUCGGCACUGGAGCAGCUGCCCAACAGAGGAGCCUCUCGAGCUGUUGGCCGCGGUGAGCACACCCAGCUUCGCGGAGCGAUCCGCCGAGCGCUGCAGGCCAUGCCGCCCCAGACGGCUGUGGUGGUGCUGCACGAGGACUGCUCACAUGAGCUGCGCCUGUUCUCGGCCGGCAGGCGUGAUUCGGAUCCUCAGCCGACUGAUCUCCAGCAUGGCCUCUUCGUAUUGGGUGCAGUGCGUGACAUGACCAGUGUCGAGCUGGCGCUGGUGGAGGAUGCAGCCAAAGAAAUGGACCUAAAGUUGGUUCGAUGCCGCAUUGGCUCCACCGCCGAGUUUACAUCGAAGGUCGUGCGAUGUGUGACGGCAGCACACAGCCACGGCUUGGUUCUGCCGUCGCUCCGUUCGGUUUUCGCCGCGCCUUCGCCUUCGGAUCUUGGGCCGCGGAAGGCUUCUGCUCCAAUGUUGGCCUUUACCGUGCUGGCGGACUUGCUCGGAACGGCAGACCAGGUCACCACAGAUCGAGCGUCGCGGCCAAGAAUGGUGCCAUUGCUCCAGCUGUGCGUUUGCACACUCUGGAGAUCCAAGAUCGGUGACAAGUUGGCCUCGGAUGAAGGAGACGUCUGCCAGACCCGCCGGAUGGAGCCGCAGCUUCGCUUGCUAUUCUCUGACGACG